Molecule: messenger RNA, 998 nt
Organism: Effrenium voratum
Lineage: Eukaryota; Dinophyceae; Suessiales; Symbiodiniaceae
Source: the annotation of a GenBank genome assembly
GGGCCAACCAAACUGAAAGGACCCCCACUUUCAGUUGGAUCCUUGGACGCCUCUCGAGCGAUGGCUGAUGGCUGCGAAGAUGAGGUGCUUUGCGAGCUGGUGGUUGUGUGCAUGCUCAACGUGCUGCCACCCAAGGUGGUGCCCUCCCGGAGCUUCGCCACCGCGGGUUUUCAGAUCGCCCCUCGACGCCAUGGGAAGGCCCAGUCCUUGAUCGAUGCCUGGCAUGCGGCGCAGAGUCUGGGACGUCAGGCAGCGCCUGCGGAGAUGCAGCGGCGCUUGGGCGGCCUAGUGGGCAGCACUUGCGCGCAAGCCUGGUGGCAGGAUGCCUCUGAGUCCAGCAGCUCGCAGCGCCAGGUGCUUGCCAGCUUUCUGGCACAAGGCGGAGGAUCCAAGGAGGCGUCCUUCGGCGCGGCCUGGAUCCUCAGCGCCUUGGAGGACGCCGUGGGCUGCGCCGCCGCGAGCGCCGUGGCCAAGAAGGUUCCGCGGCCCAGCAGCGCGGCCCCGGAGCGAGGUCCAUCGCGAAGUUUCCGGCCGCCUUCGCGCGUGGGUGCGAAAGGCGAGAAGCCAGUCCUUGCCCGCUUCAAGCUGCUCACCAUCAAGCACUUUGUCCAGGCAGCUCGAUCGGACGAGGACUUGCAGAACUGCCCGCUGAUCGCCACCUGCUUGGCCGACGUCGCCACGGGCGUGGCGCCCUACCUGGAGACGGAGCUGCUGCUGGGUAUGGACGUCUACCGGGAGCGGCUGGUCGCCUGGGCACAGGAAAGCCAAGGCAGCGACCCCAAAGCCGUGCAAGAUGCCAUCGCGCAGGCCAUGAAGGUCAGCGCGGCUGCGCUGGAUCAAUCUUCCCGAGGUUUCGAGGCAAAGCCCCUCAAGGGCCAGGAGCGCAGUCUGUCCGCCGGAGGCCGAUCCUCGUGGCUGCCCAAGGCAUUCGUCCGCGAAUUCAAUGCAGAGGGAGAUGAAGUCGAGGCGGAUUUGGAUGAAGACAGUUCGCCCGUUAA